AUGGCGCAAAUGCGCACAUUGGAGCGAGUAGUCGAAGCGAGGAUUAACUUAUUAAAUUUCGAGAAGGAAGCCGAGACUAAGCAAGAUUGCUCAUUUUGCCGCAAUUUGGAUUGUGACAUUAUUUUUGCCUUCAUAUUCACCUGUAUUAUUUUCUGUUUGCUAAUAGUUAUUAUGGUUUUCUGGUUGAAAGGCGUGCUGUCUUAUGAAGAUUCGAUCGAAUGUGAUCACAUCUUCGAUUCAUCCACAGUCGAAGGGGAAUUCCAACUGCCAAUGCUACCUGCUCCAUCUACUCGUUCUGAGUACAUUUCUCGGCCGGACGGUCCUAAAAGCAUGCAAUGUAUCUACACGUUUGUCGCGGGGCCGAGGCAACGAGUAAAACUUAAUUUUGAUCAGUUCCUCUUGGCUGGAACAACUGACAACUGCGAAACUGAAUAUGUUGACAUCUACUCAGAACUAGAAAAUCCUGAUGACGAUUUACUAUCGGCGUCCUUUGGUGGCCGCUAUUGCGGUACCAUUUCGCCUUACGUAAGAAUUAGUUUAAAUCGGGUUAUAGUAUUAGUAUUUCAUUCUCGAUAUACAUCAAGUCAAAGUAAUGCUCUAAAAUUUCGCGGUCGAUACGCUUUCAUAUCCGAUGGUGAGAAAACUUCUAAUUUCCGUUGUACGUAUUUGCUCAAAGGUAAAACGGGUCAGCGUGUUCGUUUACUUUUUCGUGACUUUGAUAUUUAUUUUGGUGGAGAACAUUGUCCUUAUGAUCUGCUAACAAUUUACGAUGGUCCAAGCAACGCAUAUCCAAUUAUUCGAAAAGUUUGUGGUUUACAACAACGUAUGGAAAUUUAUUCAUUUGGACCAAAAACUUACAUUGAAUUCAAUACAACUAGCCCAGCUAAAGCUGAUCCACGUGGGUUCUCAAUGGACUAUGAAUUUUCGAGUCGCUAUGUAGAUGUAUUAAUGCUAAUGAAUAACCAACUUGGAGUUACUCAUUUACGUGGGUCGGAAUGCGAUCUUCGCAUUGAGAGUAAUCGAGAAUCAACUCAUUAUAUACAGUCACCAAAGUAUCCACUAAUGUAUCCCGCCAAUACUACAUGUACAUUCAUUAUUGACGGUUUACAAGGAGCACAAAACCUCGAAAAAGUUAUACUGACGUUUGAAAAUUUUGCUGUUCUCACGGAAAACGCUAUUAGGCAGUCUUCUACUGAUUACGAGGAUGAACCAUGUGCUACGUCAUAUGUUGGAAUAGCGCUACUCCCGGCUAGCAUCAAAAGUGUACUUGCCUCAGGUGAAGAAAGCAAUUAUGAUGCCACGCUAUGUGAUCGUCUUCAAAAUGGCUCGCGAGCUUUGGGUCCAUAUGUUAGUAAUGGACCGAGGAUGGUAGUGGUAUUUAGUUCAAACGAAAAAGUUUCAGAAGACGAUGGGCUAAAGCCUCUUGGAUUCCGAGCCAAAAUUCAGUUUAAAACAGAUUUUGGUAUUCCUGGUGAGCCUAUAGGCGAUUCUAAUCAGUGUAUGUUUUUAUUCACAAAACCUCAGGGAUGGUUCAAUAGCCCACGAUAUCCAACCAAUUAUCCAUUGGACACUAACUGCACGUAUAUUAUCAAGGCAAAGCAAAAUGAGCAAAUUCAAGUUUAUUUUGAGCAGUUUGCCUUACACGUUGAUGAAAAGUCAUCGACUGGAAACAGUUGUUCUGAUUUUGUGGAAAUAUCAGACGUUUUCAUCAAAAAUGGAUUGGAAUAUUUACAACUUCAGGCACGUUAUUGUGCUAAUACCUUUCCGGGACCCACGGUGACUGCUUUUGGUUCCCAUGAGCUGAGAGUUUUCUUUCGAUCCGAUCAUGAAGGUACUGGAAACGGAUUCAAAGCUAUCUACAGAAUUCGCAAAGCUUUUGCUGAAGAAAUUCCCACAAAUGCUACUGCUCGACACUGUGGUCAGCGAAUAAAGCGUACAGAUCAAAUGACCAGUGGCUGGUUUGUUUCGCCUGGUUAUCCGAUCAAAUAUAAUAAAGACUUGAUAUGCGAUUGGGAAAUCACUGUACGACCAGAUUACCAAAUUUUACUUCAUUUGAUUAAAAUGGAAAUCGAAGGGUCAAUCACUUCCGAAUCAGUAAAUUGUCAGAAUGCUGUAAUCCGAAUAGAUGCUGAACGUGACAGUAAAGUUACAGGCUUACACAGGAUUCAAGAAAUUUGUGGUACAGAUGAAAGUGUCAUUGAGCCCAUUGUUUCGAAAAGUAAUGUUGCUAGAAUUAGAUUUUUCACUUCUCCUGAUAAAGUGAACGGUUUGAAAGGCUUCAAUUUUACUUGGACAGAAGUAAAAUUAACUACUGACGACACUCAAUGUUCUCACUCAUCACAGUAUCUUUGCACUUACACUAAACUGUGCAUCGAUGUUCAUUUACGAUGUAAUGGUGAUGAAAAUUGCGGUGGUAAACUUGAAAAUGCGGCUGAUAUGAGAACAAUAAUUUAUACUGCGGGGUUCUCCAGCUGUAUUCUCGUAAUUAUUGUUGGUUUCUUUUGCUAUGUGAUGAAGAAAAAAUUAGAGGAAAAAAAACGGAAACGUCGCCAUCACGCGAAGUCAACGAUGCAACACAAGCGGAAACCUUUUCGGAAUCCAAAGCCAUUCAACAACAAAGGAGAUCCUCAGUAUGUAUUCUUGAAGCUGUUUAUUAUUCGUAGCUCAGUUUAAGA
Thelazia callipaeda (thelaziosis nematode) is the source of this 2675-nucleotide messenger RNA. NCBI's taxonomy places the organism in Eukaryota, Metazoa, Nematoda, Chromadorea, Rhabditida, Thelaziidae. The record is from the annotation of a GenBank genome assembly.